GAAGAAGCGAGGAUGCUGCAGCACAGCACCAACGCUGCCUCCUUUGCGGCUCGCCCUCUGCUUCCGCGAUUGAAGGCCGGCCGGAGGCGGCAGCAUGGUGGCGGCGCAACCAGCCAUCUUUAUGCAUUGCCAGGCUUCCUCUCUUCUUCUUCUUCUUCGGAAGAGCCGUCGCCUUCUCGCUCAUGGAUCUGCACGCCCUCGCCCCGCCCGGCCGUCCCCAAGCCCCCGAUCGUUCCCACCACCGUGGCUAGGGCUGCCGAAGAUGCCGCUCUGGCCGCCGGGGGCGAGGAGAGCCUGCCGAGGCCAGCGACGAAGGUCUCGAGUUCAACGAGCGGGCUGGUGCACAAGUUACAGUUGGGAUUUCUAUUCGGCCUCUGGUAUCUCUUCAAUAUCUACUUCAACAUCUACGACAAACAGAAUCUCCAAGAGAGAUUGGUUGUUGCAGGUUCUGAAGGUGUAUCCGUUCCCAAUGACCAUCACUGCGUUUCACUUUGGCAUAGGGACUGUGUUUAUAUUGUUGAUGUGGCUCACUAAUAUAUAUGAGAAGCCUAAGAUCUCUUCCAAACAGAUCGUUGCAAUUCUUCCCUUGGCUAUUGUGCACACUUUGGCAAAUGUUUUUACUAAUAUGAGUCUGGGAAUGGUAGCUGUUUCAUUCACUCAUACAAUAAAGGCGAGUGAGCCUUUCUUCACAGUAAUUCUGUCUGCCUUGUUCCUUGGGGAGUUUCCUUCCUUUUUGGUUCUGAUUUCUCUUGUGCCAAUUGUCGGCGGUGUUGCUUUGGCAUCUCUGACUGAAGUUUCUUUCAACUGGGCUGGAUUUUGGAGCGCCAUGGCUUCAAACCUUACCAACCAAUCUCGCAAUGUGCUCAGCAAAAAGAUAAUGACCAAAAGUGAGGAAUCUCUAGACGACAUAAAUCUCUUCUCGAUCACUACAAUCAUGUCAUUUUUACUGCUAGCCCCUGUAACGAUACUCAUUGAAGGAAUUAAAUUCACUCCAGCAUAUAUGCACUUUGAUGGACUGAAUAUUAGAGAGGUGUUCGUGAGGUCAUUCCUUGCUGGUGUUUGUUUCCAUGCUUAUCAACAGGCUGCAUACAUGAUACUCUCCAGAGUAUCUCCUAUCACGCAUUCUGUCGGCAACUGUGUGAAGCGAGUGGUAGUCAUAAUAUCUGCAGUUAUCUUUUUCAGAACACCAGUUUCACCUAUUAAUUCCAUUGGGACUGGAGUAGCACUAGUUGGAGUCUUCCUAUAUUCAAGAGUGACGAGAGCCAAACCCAAGUCUGCUUGAGACUUUUAGUUUUUUUUUUUCAUCCAAUUCUCUUUGAAUAGUUUGGAAAUUGGUCAGGAUUUACUCCUUUGUUACAAAGACAUGUGAUAACCCUCACCCCAAGCCCCUUCCAGGACUGCCCAUGCGAUCUGGAAAGGAGGUAAAUUAGGGAUUUCACCCAACACCAAAGAUUUACUCCUUUGUGAUACAACCAUUGCUAUAGGCAGGUUUUCUUGUGUAACUUCAUUUGCUCCCUACCAAUAACAUUUUGACCUUUUGAAGUUUUCUUACAAACGUUUAUUUUGUAGAGCUGUAAGAUCUUUGAUUUAAUUUCAUUUGUAGCAAUUUCCUUCAUAUCUUUGUGUCAACUCUCUUCAUUAAUUGCUGAUGAUCCUGUCCUAAAAUAGUAAAGACAGCUGGCUAGGGAUGUGGCCCAACAGUUGACCUUGUGAA
Messenger RNA from Zingiber officinale, 1714 nucleotides. RefSeq names its product phosphoenolpyruvate/phosphate translocator 2, chloroplastic-like. NCBI's taxonomy places the organism in Eukaryota, Viridiplantae, Streptophyta, Magnoliopsida, Zingiberales, Zingiberaceae. The record is from RefSeq and is a predicted model, not a curated record. Gene Ontology annotation, cellular component: membrane; Golgi apparatus. The transcript is spliced from 9 exons. The coding region runs from base 95 to 1282 and encodes 395 amino acids. Gene Ontology annotation, molecular function: antiporter activity. Gene Ontology annotation, biological process: transmembrane transport.